Messenger RNA from Parnassius apollo (apollo), 2259 nucleotides. NCBI's taxonomy places the organism in Eukaryota, Metazoa, Arthropoda, Insecta, Lepidoptera, Papilionidae. The record is from the annotation of a GenBank genome assembly.
AUGGCUCCAAAGAAGAAAGAUUCUACAAAGUCCCGCGCCAAUCUUAUUGAUGAUGAAGCUUUGGAGUGGCUGAAACCACGCGUGCUCAUCAAACCCGAAGAUCAAGAAAACGUACCAGAGGCAGAGCUUGAAGAAGAAAUCGGUCGAGUACUAACAACAAUUAAUCCACAAUGGGUGCCGGACGAAGUAGCUUUUCACUAUGGCCAGGGUCGAUUUGUAGCUAAAUCAAAACCCACAUUCGGCAAAGCUUAUCCUCUCUACGUUUAUCAAGGCACAGCUAUCCGCAAGGACUCAGACGAAGCUAAAGCGCAAAUAGCUGCAGGUUAUGGUAUGGUCGGAUUCGAUGAUGCUGGACCGAAACGUGCGAAGGUAAAAAAAUCUGCUGCAGCGGAAGAAGAAGAAGAAGAAGAACCUGAAGCUGAACAAACACCGGCUGAAGAAGCUAGAGCUGAAGAAGAAGCACUCGGCGAAGAGGAAAAAUAUGAAGAAAGGGAACCAUCUGUAGAACCCACAGAGGCACCUUCAGUAACUGAAACGGAAGUAGGCGCAGAAAAUGCCGAGGAAGCUGAGCCAGAAGAGAUAGUACCUGAACAAGCCGAUGAUUAUGACGAGGAAGUGCUUAAUAUAAAACCACGUGUCAAGAAGCUAGCUAAUCAAUUCAACUUCUGUGAACGUGCUGCUCUCACAUAUAUCUACCCCCGCCGAUCCGUAGAAACACAAACUGUCCCACCACCGAGAGCCAACUACGGUUCAACUGCUCUUCAAUGCAUUAUAUUUGACUACUAUCAAGAGGACUAUGCUAAAAAAAUGCGUGAGAAAGAGGAAGAAAAACCAAAAAGGCUUCGCAAGAAAACGACGAAACGCGCAAAAUCUGCGCAGCAAAUACACGAAGAACAACUGGCACAGCGCAUCCGUGAGGCCUGGGCUAUAUUAGAACGCCUAGUCAAUCAAAAUAUUUACGACGACAUCGCGCAGGACUACCGUUAUUGGGACGACCCUUCGGACGAGUUCCGUGAGGGAAUGGGCUCACUGCUGCCGCUGUGGAAGUUCCAGUUCGAACCGAUGCGAAGCCACGCCGUCUGCGACCUGCAAUGGAAUCCGCACUACCAAGACCUAUUUGCUGUAGCUUAUGGAUCACUUGACUUCACACAACAGCAGAAGCAAGGUUGUCUGUGCUUAUAUAGCAUAAAAAAUCCAGCAUACCCCGAGUACUCAGUCAUAACUGAAUCUCCAAUUAUAUGUCUUGAUGUAUACAAAGAAACACCGUAUCUGGUCCGCUGGGGAGCGCGACUCAUCGACGGCGAGGCAUCGUUCUUCUCGGUGUCGGGUGACGGUCGCGUGGUGCAGUGGGCGGUAAUGCCGGGCGAGCUACAAGCCACCACUAUCAUCGCAUUGCGCUCCUCCGCUGCGCCCAUAGCCGGCCCAGACGGCACGCUUAUCAACGUCAACAGCUGUGGCAGCUGCAUAUGCUUCCAUCCGGAAAAAUCAGACAUAUUCCUCGUGGGGACUGAGGACGGCGCAAUACACACGUGUUCAUUGAAGUACAACCGGAGCUAUGUGCGCUCGUGUCAAGCGCAUCACAUGCCCGUCUACCGUAUCAACUACAACUAUUUUAACAACUCGAUUUAUGCAUCUUGCUCCGGUGAUUGGCGAGUGAAAAUAUGGGAAGACGGACGAGACGAUCCACUUUUCAUGUUCGAGCUGGGCUCACCUGUGGGCGACGUAAAAUGGGCACCAUACUCCAGCACUGUAUUUGCCGCCUGUACUGCAGAUGGAAAGAAAUACAGACCGGAGUGGGAAAAUAUGGACGAAUUUAAAGGUUGGCUAAAAUCGGCAAGUGGAGACACGAGCAAAGCAUUUUGUACAUAUUGUUCUACGGAGAUUCUUGCUAAACUGUUUGAAUUAAAGAAGCAUGCUGAGAUCAAAAAGCAUAAACAGAAAGUAGAGUUCAAAACAGGCAAUAAAGAAAUUCCUUUCAAAGUUGUACCAAAAGACCAUUUAUUUAGAUCUUGCGAUGAAUCUGAAGGCGCAUUGACCUUAUUUAUUGCCGAGCACUGUUCUAUAUUAAGUGUUGACCAUUUAGGUAAACUAUGCAUAAUGUGUUUCAAAGACUCCAAAGCUAGACAGGAGCUUAAAUUGCAUCGCACUAAAUGUACAGAAAUAAAGAAAAAUGUGCUGAUGCCGCACUUUCGCAAGGAGCUCUUAGAUUAUAUUGGAAACCAAAAGUUCAGCAUUAUAAUGGACACCUUGGUCUUGUAA